AUGUGGGCGAUCAAUCCCAGGUCUCUCUUGACCAGCUUGGGUCUUACCACUCUUGUGUCAGCUUGGGCAUCCCCAGGGUACUCAGGCUUUGGCUUGCAAUGGGAGUCACAGUUCGCUGGUGCGGCUGGUUCGCCUCCGUCAUCCGAUAACUGGAACAUCAUCACCGGCUACCUGGGUGUCAACGCUGAGUGGGAGAAGUACACUGCGUCCUCGGCAAACGUGCAGUGCUCCGGUGGCCAGACUUUACAACUGGUCCCUUGGAGGGACUCGUCCACCACAUACGGUUGGACGUCGGGCAGGAUCGAAAGCAAGUACACCUUCACGCCGAAGGCGGGAGCCAUCACCCGUGCAGAGGCUCAAAUCAGGUUCGGCACGAACGCUAUUGCCAACAAGCAGGGCAUCUGGCCAGCCUUCUGGAUCCUGGGCCAGUCGCUGCGCGAGGGCGGGAGCUGGCCCGCCUGUGGUGAGCUUGACAUCAUGGAGACCGUCAACGGCAUCCUCAGGGGCUACGGCACAGCGCACUGUGGCACCUACCCAGGAGGUGUGUGUAACGAAGGAACCGGGAUUGGAAACUCCAUUGCCAUUCCUGACCAGGGCUGGCAUACUUGGAGGAUCGAAUGGGACCGCAGGUCUAACAAUUGGGCAACUGAGACUAUCACUUGGUACAUGGAUGGCCAACAGUUUCAUCAGCUCAGCGGUAGUCAGUUAACGCAAGACAUCUGGAAUGCGCUGGCUCAUUCAAACCUAUAUUUCAUCUUGAACGUUGCAGUUGGUGGCACAUGGCCUGGGUAUCCCAACUCAGCCACUUUGGAUGGUUAUGGCUCGAUGAUGGAAGUUGGUUACGUCGCGCAUUAUGUCACAUAG
Diaporthe citri is the source of this 864-nucleotide messenger RNA. RefSeq lists its product as uncharacterized. Bases 1 to 864 code for a protein of 287 amino acids. Gene Ontology annotation, molecular function: hydrolase activity, hydrolyzing O-glycosyl compounds. Gene Ontology annotation, biological process: carbohydrate metabolic process. The record is from RefSeq and is a predicted model, not a curated record. NCBI's taxonomy places the organism in Eukaryota, Fungi, Ascomycota, Sordariomycetes, Diaporthales, Diaporthaceae. The transcript is spliced from 2 exons.